This is a messenger RNA of Capsicum annuum, 654 nucleotides long. RefSeq names its product cytokinin riboside 5'-monophosphate phosphoribohydrolase LOG3-like. NCBI's taxonomy places the organism in Eukaryota, Viridiplantae, Streptophyta, Magnoliopsida, Solanales, Solanaceae. Bases 1 to 654 code for a protein of 217 amino acids. Gene Ontology annotation, molecular function: hydrolase activity, hydrolyzing N-glycosyl compounds. The record is from RefSeq and is a predicted model, not a curated record. Gene Ontology annotation, cellular component: nucleus; cytosol. Gene Ontology annotation, biological process: cytokinin biosynthetic process. The transcript has a single exon.
AUGAAAAGUGAUAUUAUGGUGUCAAAAUUCAAGAGAAUUUGUGUGUUUUGUGGGAGUAGUCAAGGGAAGAAAAGUAAUUAUCAAGAUGCUGCUAUUGAGCUAGGCAAAAAAUUGAUCUCAAGAAAUAUUGAUUUGGUCUUUGGAGGAGUUAGCAUAGACCUAAUGGGUUUGGUUUCACAAGCAGUUCAUGAUGGCGGUAGACAUGUUUUUGGAGUUAUUCCCAAGACACUCAUGCAUAGAGAGUUAACUGGUGAAACAAUAGGAAAAGUGAAGGUAGUUGCACAUAUGCAUCAAAGAAAAACAGAAAUGGCUAGGCACUCUGAUGCUUUUAUUGUUUUACCAGGUGGUUAUGGCACACUUGAUGAGCUACCCGAAGUAAUUAGUUGGGCACAGCUUGGCAUUCACGGUAAACUGGUAGGAUUGCUGAAUGUGGAUGGAUAUUAUAAUUCAUUAUUGUCAUUUAUUGACAAAGCUGUGAGGGAAGGCUUUAUCAGUCUCAAUGCUCGCCAAAUCAUCGCAUCUGCGCCAACAACAACAGAGCUUGUCAAGAAACUCGAGAAAUAUGUUCCUUGUCAUGAAAGAGUUGCUUCGAAGUUGAAUUGGGAUACGGAGCAACAACUUGGCUACCCUCAAGCACAAGAAAUUGCGCGAUGA